Messenger RNA from Cloeon dipterum, 4103 nucleotides. Its product is annotated as paramyosin-like. Lineage: Eukaryota; Metazoa; Arthropoda; Insecta; Ephemeroptera; Baetidae. The record is from RefSeq and is a predicted model, not a curated record. The coding region runs from base 81 to 4049 and encodes 1322 amino acids. The transcript has 25 exons.
GGGAGGCAAAAAAGGGGAAGUUUAUCGCAGAAAAUGACGAAGAAGCGACGCUCAACGACAACGAGCAGUUUGACGUAAAAAUGGUAAUAGAGGAAAAUGAAAGUCUGAGGAAAGGCAUGCAUGAAAUUCUUGAAAGUAUUCGGCAGCAAGAUGCGAACAGUGACAUCCACCUUGAGUCCAACUGUUUGGAGCGGCUAUUAGAGGCUUUAGACGCCCGGCACGUGGCCGGUUGGUACCACCCUGCAAUGAGGCUGCAAGCCCAGUUGCAUACCGUUCAGGGAGUGGCCGCAGAGUUAAGAGAACAACUUCGUAUCGCACGGGAACAAGAGAGGGAAUGGAAGCAGCACGUCGGCCUUGCGUUGGAUCGGGGUGAAGGGUUCAGAGCGGCUGUAACAGACGAGGCGGAUAAUCGUCCAGCUUCUCAAAAGAGGAUGUAUAUUCAACAAGAAGGAAAACCCAAGACCUCAGAUUGGAGCAGCGAAAUGAGGAAUUUACAAGGGGAACUGAAAGGGCUGUUCAAUGAAGUGUCUAAAAGCCUACCUCUGAUUGCUAAUGUUCGACGAGAGCACGAAGAAGAGUUGGCGGCUCAAAUAUCUGAUCUGCAAGACUCUAUUGAGGAGUACAAAAGGCAUUUGGACGGGGAAAAAGACCAUUCAGUUGCUGUAUGCGCAGCGAAAUGCGCCACUCAGAGGAUUGCAGAGCGAUCUGCUUUGAGGAAAUGUCACAGUCUGGAAGCAGCGAGAAAAAAUCUAAGCGAGCGAUUGGAAAAGGAAUCGGUCGAAUCAGUUAAAAGGGAAUCUGUUCUUGGACGUGAAAUUGCUGCUUACAGAGAAAACGAGAUAACUCUUCAGAAUAAAAUAAAUAAACUGACUAAUUUGUUGGACCGCUGUGUGCCAAUGGAAGAAUACAAACAAACGCAGAACGAACUAUCAAAUGCAACCGAAACGUUGAGGCAAACAUUACUGGAGAAGGGCAAUAAUGACAACGAGAGUGGAGUCUUGAGGGAUUUGCAGGAGAAAGUGAAAUACUUUGAAUCGAAGGCUGAGAGUCUUACCAAGGAGCUGGAAAAAGACAGGGCUAAUCUCAGAGUCAUGCAGGCGCAAGGCCAAUUCCCCGAUAGUGAUCAACAGCUUGCUGCAUUAGGACAGAAAUUGAGUGCUUUGGAAAUAAGCGAAUCAACGUUAACGAAAAAAGCUGAGCAUGCGGAAAAAAUGUACCAGCUCGCAAAAGCUCAAGUGAUUGAACUUGAAGAAGAAAAGCGUGAAAUGGAACAUCUGUUAUUGAAAAAUUACUCGAUAAAAGACUCAGAGCUAGCAAUUAGUGAAUUCAAACAAAUUCUAGAUGUUCAGGAUGACUUUGCGAAAGUUACAAAACUCGAAUCUGAACUGGAUUUAUCCCGACAAGAAAUCAACUCUUUAAAAAACAUAAUCAACAGCAGAAAUGUUGAAAUGGACACGAUUAGAGAGCUCAAUCAGCAGCUUCAAAGUUCUGGAGACUUACAGGCUACUUUGGGACGGAUCACAGAGGAUAUUUUGUCACUCCGGUUAGAGCUGGAAAAUGUUAAAUUUAAACUACAGGAGAGUGAACGAUUCGUUGAAGAAGAAAAGAGAAAAAAUAAAAAAUUAAAGACAAUGUUGAAGACCAUGCAAGGGGACCACUUUGACUCUGCCAUUGUAAUUCACAGCAGAGAAAGGAUCUACAAGAGGAAGCUGCUCUCAAUUUGCUCUCGGCACACGGCGUGCGUUCCUUUGUCAACAUUCGAACUUGCUUCAAAGUGGUUGGCAUCAACUAGGAGUGAAUUAGACGCAACCAAAGCUGAGCGAAAGGCGUUAGAAGUUAAAGUUGCUGAUUUGGAAACUGAGUUUGAAAAAUUGAAGAUAGUUCAAGCCUCACAGAAUGAACCUCAAAGCGAUCAAUUACAAGAAUGGCAGUCACGAAUUUUGCAGUUGAGGAUAAAGGAAUUGGAGAGCUCGAGGAAAGCAGAACACCUGGAGAAAGAAUGCAAUGAUCUCAAGUGCCAAGUUGUCAGUUUAAAAACUCAUUCAAGGAUGCUUGAAGAUGAGCGACUAGAGCUAGAAAAAAAUUGGGAACAACGACUAAUGAAUUUGGAAUUUGAAAAAUCUAUGAGUGGAGUAGAAAAUAUCGAAAAGCCCAUUGACAAAUCCAAGCAGGAGCCAGAAAUGGUCGUCGAAGAGCUGGAUGAUCCUCAACAAAAAGAAGAGAAACCAAACCAAAAAACCCACCCACAUAAAAAAUUAAUACGAAGGGGUACUUUCACAUCCCUCCAUGACAACACUGAUGUGCUUAAAAAGGAGUUACAAAGCAAAGAAGAAAGAAUCUCUCAUUUGGAAAGGAUGGUCGACGGUCAGCAGGGCGACUCAAGAGCUAAGCUUGCCCUUGAAGCUAUGGUUGCCAGUUUAUCCGAGUUGGUCUCUCUAAAAGAGGCAGCUGUGGUGCGGGCCCGGCAGCGCCUGAAGGAGGCUCACGACGAGCAUUCAAAUGUUACCAAAGAAUUGAGAAGGCAACUUUUUGAUUUGCAAAAUUCCAUGGCAAAACUGGAAGGGAGUAAAGUUAGGGAGCAUACAGCCCCGGAAGUAUCGCAAGGGCCAACAGUAACCAAGCUUUUGACUCAAUUGCACACUGUCGAGGAUGAGCUCAGGGUUUCCAAUCACAGUGCAGGGACUUUAGCAGGACAGCUAAAAACCCUGAGUGGAGAAUUGCAAAAGUGGAAAGACCUUGCAGAAGCCAGACAGACCAAGCUACUGUCUCUUCAAGAAAGAUUUGAGGAAGAGGAGAGUCAAGCGAUGGCUGGAAGAUUUUCAAAUAUCAGGAUUGCUGAAAAAGCUGAGACAGAAAGAUCUGAAAAAGAAUUGAAUUCAGCCCGUUCCAAUAUUGAGUUGGCUCGGUCUCGUCAGGAAGUGGAAAAUCUGCGAGAAAUGGUUGCAAAUAUGCAAGAACAAAUCAAGAAAUUGCAAGGGAAGGUCAACGAAAGAAGGCGGCGCUCUCAAAGUUUUUCUUUGGAAAGGCCAGAAAAACUUACUUCCGAUCCAAUUCCUAAAGUAGUGGAAAAACCUCCCAUGCAACCGAGGUUUGAAAACGCGAAGGUAGCCUCCAUUAUCAGCAAAUUGCAGACCCAGGUCAAACAACUCCAGGAAGAAAAUGAGUCAUAUAAAACCAGGGAACAACUAAUACUCGACCAAAGCAAAGCAAAAACAAGCGAAGUUGUAUCGAGAUGGGAGGAGAGAAAAAAACUGCAAGUGAAAUGCGACAAGCUCAAAUUAAAGUUGGAAGAAUCGGAGGCAACUUGUAAAAAACUGAAGGAAAGUAAUCUAGCUUUGCGCACCUUGAUUGAGCGAUUGGAACGCGAGAAAAUUUUAUUGGACACGCAAAUCAGGAGGAAAACAAAUUCAGUCACGAUUGCAGAAAAGCCAGUUUCAGCUGAAGCUCAACUUGCCAAAUUACGCACAAAACUAGCCACAAACGAGGAAGAGUGUGCAAGCUUGCGUCGACAGUUGGAACACCAUAAAAGAGUGGCUGACGACGUUCCCAGGUUCAGGGCGGAACUUUCGACCCUUCGAGGAAAGUAUGAAACGCAGCGGGAGUCGGCAGUGCAAAUGCAAAGCAAAAUUGCGCGACUGGAGGCGACGAAUUUGGAGCUCAAUCUCAAAGUCGACGAUUUGAGGAAUUCCAGCAGAAAUACUGACAGGGGAGAUGACAGUGACGAAGGAAUGUCGCGAGAAGAGUUGCAACGAACUGUUUUAAUGCUUGGACAGCAUGUGCGAAAACUUCAGGAAAAAUUAAGAAGUGCUCGAGAGGGUUCUGGAGAUUCUGCAUCAGCAGAGGCUAGCCAGAAACUGCAUACAGCUUUAAGAAGGAAACUUUCGCUUGAAAAUGAAGUUUCUCAGUUAAAACAUGAGCGAACUGAACUAAGCGCUCAGUUGCACCAAAAGGUUAAAAUUUUGGUUGAAGUGAGAGCAGCAUUACAAGAGGCGUCGCUGAGGGAAGCAGCACUUAAAUCUGAGAUUGCGAGUUUGAGAAGAAUGAAGUAGCGUUGGUUUUAUAAGACAAUAAAUCUAAUAAAAAUAAUUUUGUGACUCAAGAAU